Jaculus jaculus (lesser Egyptian jerboa) is the source of this 3035-nucleotide messenger RNA. It is a transcript of the gene Gdf7, whose product is annotated as growth differentiation factor 7. Gene Ontology annotation, molecular function: growth factor activity; cytokine activity. Bases 1 to 1347 code for a protein of 448 amino acids. Gene Ontology annotation, cellular component: extracellular region. Lineage: Eukaryota; Metazoa; Chordata; Mammalia; Rodentia; Dipodidae. The transcript has 2 exons. The record is from RefSeq and is a predicted model, not a curated record. Gene Ontology annotation, biological process: BMP signaling pathway; SMAD protein signal transduction.
AUGGACCUGAGCGCCGCUGCCGCGCUGUGUCUCUGGCUGCUGAGCGCCUGCCGCCCCCGCGACGGCUUGGAGGCCGCGGCCGUACUUCGAGCGGCCGGGGCAGGACCGGCCUGGAACCCGGGGGGCGGCGGCGGCGGGCGCACCGCAGCCCCGGCUCCGGGUCCCUCAGCCUUCCAGGCUGCCGCAGCUCCCGGGGCCCGCGGUGCGCGCCGCGCAGCCGGUCCCGGCUUCAGGAACGGCUCCGUGGUGCCUCACCAUUUCAUGAUGUCGCUUUACCGGAGCCUCGCCGGGAGGGCUCCGGAAGGGGCAGCCUCUGCCCCAGGCCACAGCCGCGCGGACACCAUCACUGGCUUCGCAGACCAGGCGGCUCAAGACGAAUCGGCAUCCGAGACCGGCCAGAAGUUCCUGUUCGACGUCUCCAGCCUUCCCCACGCUGAUGAAGUAGUGGGCGCUGAGCUGCGCAUACCGCGUCGAGAGUCUCGGGAGCCAGCCACGGGCAGUGUGACCCCCUCGCCGCUGCUGCUGCUGUCCACCUGUCCUGGCGCCACCCAACCCCCUCACCUGCUGCACUCGCGGCCCGCCGGCUCCCUGGACGGUGCACGCUGGGAAGUGUUCGACGUGGCGGACGCGGUGCGCAGCCAUCGCCGCGAACCGCAAGGCUCCCGCCCGCUCUGCUUGGUGCUGCACGCGGUGGCGGGUUCGAGCCCGCUGGCCCCGCGGCGGCUGGGCGUAGGUUGGCGGGGAGGAGGCGGCACGGCGGCCGAGGAGGGCGCGCUGCUCGUGGUCUCCUCCCGCACGCACAGGAAGGAGAGCCUGUUUCGGGAGAUCCGCGCCCAGGCCCGCGCGCUCCGGGCCGCCCUGGCGGCAGAGGCUCCGUCCGCGCCGGGACCCCGCGUAGGGUCUCCGAAGGCGGCUGUGGGCGGACGCAGGUGGCGGCGGACCGCUCUGGCCGGGACACGGGUGGCACCGGGUAGCGGCGGCGGCGGCGGCGCGGGUGGGGGCGCGGGUCGCGGCGCUGGACGCCGGGGCCGGAGCCGCUGUAGCCGCAAACCGCUGCACGUGGACUUCAAGGAGCUGGGCUGGGACGACUGGAUCAUCGCGCCGCUGGACUACGAGGCGUAUCACUGCGAGGGCGUUUGCGACUUUCCCUUGCGCUCGCACCUGGAGCCCACCAACCACGCCAUCAUCCAGACGCUGCUCAACUCCAUGGCGCCCGACGCGGCCCCGGCCUCCUGCUGCGUGCCCGCUCGCCUCAGCCCCAUCAGCAUCCUCUACAUCGACGCAGCCAACAACGUGGUCUACAAGCAAUACGAGGACAUGGUGGUGGAAGCCUGCGGCUGCAGGUAGCGUGAAGCCCAGAGAGGGGCAGCCGUGCCACCGAAGACCCUCGCUGAAGAGCGGGUUCGGGCCAGGCUUGGCAUCCAGCCGUGUGAAGGGCGAACCCUGGCUCCGCGCUCGCAGAGGAGCACGCGUUCACACUCACACACUCCUUCACUCACGCACACUUUACCGUGAACAGCAGCGGCCAGAACCUUGGGCAGAGAUAGUCUGCCGCUGCUGAGUGCCACAGCCAUGCGUUUUGUUGUAAACAGAUCACCGUAGCCUGCUGCCUUCUUUUGGGAGAGGAGAAUGUUCAGAAUGUGUUCAGGUAGAAUCAGAUUAGGACUGGGGGCUCUUCUCUUGUUUCUGUCCAGGAGGGACGUCAAUAGCAGGUCUGAGUGAGAGAGUUCCUGGCGUUGCACCCGGGGUCCCACUGCAAGGCUGCAAUGCCCAGGUUCUGGACGUGUGCAUCGCAAAUCUUCUCACAUUAGGAACCAUUGCAAAAAGCAUCUUUUCUUGCGUCUUAAAAACAAAACAACAAAAAACAAAACUCUAACGUGGUGCUGCCCUAGUUUUGAAAAGCAAGUUUUGUUUGAAAGAAUGUGUUGUGAAGUUUUCCGUAUCUCUGCAAAGGUCAGUUCAGCACUGUGACCCUUCCCCCUCCCCCUUAAUCAAUUUUGAUUGGAAAUAAGCUGUCGAAUGGGAAGAAUUAGUUUUCUCUUUGGAUGGAACGGAAAUGGAGGGGGCAGGUUUGAAACUGCUCAGUCCGAGCUGCCGUGACGUUGGGGGAUGGGGUGGGACCUGCCAGGUGCAGAAGCGCCCAGGCUGGUGGGAGGGAGUCAGUGCAAUGACUGCGCACGGGCCGGCGGCAGCUGCUGCUUCUCCUAGGCAUGCCAGGAGCGUUUCCCGAGAAGUUGUCAGGGCUUGAGUGUCCUGGGGCCAGCUUCAGCGAGGACACAGGCUUCUCUUCCAGGUUGGCGCAGCCCCGCCCAGAGGCAUCCUCCCAGAGCUUGCGCUUAGCUAUCAUCUCUGGGCGGCUUUUACAAGCUUGGGCUGUGUUGCUGUAGUUUUUGGCAGUGUGAUGGUAACGGGGAAGUGAAGCCACACAAAAAUGCCUUUGUCAGACCUCAACUCACAACUCAGACCUGCAGCACCGCAGGGCGUCACUCCUCGCUCCCAGCUAGGCAAACUGUGGCCGCUUCUAAAGGACAGGGCUUUGGUAUGGGCAGCUUAGGGUGUAAGCCCGUCUCCCACUUCCCCAGUUUCGCCCUGAAGAAUGUUAUUUGUGUUUUUUGGUUCAUUCUUGCCUGACAGUCCUUUGGAGGUGGUGCGGUAGGCUUUGGUCAGUGGUUGGGAAAGAGAAGCUGGGCUCCACCCCUCAAGGACUCUUAGGGUUUCUUUGACAAACCCUGAAGCCAAAAUGUACUGGGAUUUCUCCUUUAGGCACAGAUGGAGAGGUAUUAAUUUUACCUGUGUCUUGAAUGCUAUGGUCCAGGACAACUUACAAGCAUUUUAAUUCUUAGUGGUUACACUUUACAUUCAAACAGGAAAGACAGAUUUAGACCUAGCUAAUUUAUUUAAGGCCUCCAUCUGAGUCCCUUUCAUUCUGUAAGAGUCCCACCAAAGGAGGAAAAUCCACGUAUAAUUUAUUUUUAAAAUUAAGAUUUAUUUUUUAUAACGUGAAGUUAGAUGUUAAGGUUGCGUGUGCAGCUAUA